CUCUUCUUCUUCUUUGAUCCCUCUUUUUUAAGGAAUUCCGAAAGCCAUUAGGCAUGGAUGAGAGACUCCUUCUAGAAACAAGAGGUAGUUUGACCGUGAGAGUUUGGGAGGAAUCAAAGAAGAUAUGGAGGGUCGGCUUUCCUGCCAUGUUAUCUCGAGUGUCAUCCUUCGGAAUGCUCGUUGUUACACAAGCAUUUAUGGGACAUUUUAGUGAGGUUGAGCUUGCAGCUUAUUCCCUCGUACAGAUAAUCAUUAUCCGCUUCGCAAAUGGAAUACUGUUGGGAAUGUCUAGUGCAACAGAGACUCUAUGCGGGCAGGCGUUUGGGGCAAAGCAAUACCACGUGCUAGGAAUUUACCUGCAAAGAUCAUGGAUUAUCAAUCUAUGUGCAGCAACCAUACUCCUACCAAUAUUCACCUUCGCGGCGCCAAUCUUCAAGUUACUUGGAGAGGAAGAAGAAAUGACACAACUUAGGAAUAGCAUCAUCGGAUGGCUGUCUGCAGCAUCAUUUGUGCUUCAUGUUUUCUUGUCCUGGAUUUUUGUCAUCAAAAUGAAUUGGGGGAUUCCUGGUGCAAUGAGUUCAUUGAUCAUUGCAACUUGGUUGGUGAUAAUUGGAGAGUUUGUGUACAUCUUUUGGGGUUGGUGUCCCAAUACCUGGAAAGGGUUCACUAUAGCAUGUUUUUCUAAUUUGCUUCCCAUGGUAAAGAUCUCAAUCUCCUCAGGAGUGAUGCUCUGCUUGCAGUUGUGGUACAAUGCAAUUCUAGUCCUCCUGGCAGGAUACAUGAAAAAUGCCACAGUUGCCAUAUCUGCCUUCUCUGUCUGCCUCAAUAUCAAUGCUUGGGAAUUCAUGUUAUGCCUUGGCUUGCUUGAUGCAUCCAGCGUUCGGGUUUCGAAUGAAUUGGGGAGAGGAGAUGUCGCAGCUCUAAAGUUUGCUAUCAAAGUCAUAGUAUGUACUUCAAUUUGUAUUGGAGUGUUCUUCUGUGCUCCAUGUUUGAUAUUUGGAUAUCAACUUGGUCACUUGUUUACAAGUGAUGAAGAAGUAGCAGAAUAUGUGUCACAACUCUCUUUCCUGCUUUCCUUCUCAGUUCUGCUCAACAGUACUCAGUCAGUGCUCUCAGGGGUGGCUGUAGGGGCUGGCAGGCAAGCUCUUGUAGCCUAUAUCAACAUUGUUUCCUAUUACGUCAUUGGGGUGCCACUAGGAGCAGUUCUUCGAUAUGUUGCUAAUUUGGAAGUGAAGGGUAUUUGGAUCGGGAUGACAAUUGGGGUUGCAAUUCAGUCAAUAAUACUUGGCUACAUUACAGCAAAAACAAAUUGGGAGGAACAGGUAAACAAAGCAUCAGAACGGUUGAAUAAGUGGCUCUUGAGGCCUACAAGUGAUUCUGAAGGAAACCCAGAUCAAGAAAGAAUAGAUGGAUAAACAACAAUAGAGGAAAAAUGUGUAU
This is a messenger RNA of Rubroshorea leprosula, 1440 nucleotides long. Lineage: Eukaryota; Viridiplantae; Streptophyta; Magnoliopsida; Malvales; Dipterocarpaceae. The record is from the annotation of a GenBank genome assembly.